AUGGAGGAGGACUAUAGAGAAAUGAUCCGAAGUAUAGACGAACUCACUCCAUCAAUUCACGCAGCGUUGCUUGCCAAUCAAAAUCCACACACCCUCGACUGUUUUGUUGACCAACUGACGGCAAUACGCUUAAAACCGAUCCCAGUCGUUUCUUCAACGAGUCUUGUUCACUGUUAUCGAACGAUCUUCACGUUCUGGAAAGAAAUGAACAAAUCGCUUGCUUAUGGGUAUUCCAAACAAUCAACUACCGUUGUCAUGUACGUCAUUGUCAUGUGUGUGUCUUAUGAACCGAUUCGGUCUGUCUCCGUUAUCUUAAGUAAAACGAAGUCCCAGCAAUUGAUGCAGACUUUUAUGACGUAUAAGACCUUCUGUAUGGACACGUUCAUGUGUUUGACACGACUCUUGACUUCGAUACAAACAUCACAGAAGUCUUUUAAAGCACUCCCGUUGACUUUCACGGUGUUAUACGGCGAGUUAUUAACGUCGUUGUCACACUCUUUACCUUCUUUGAGACUUUCGUUGCACUCGGACAUCAUCGACAAUGUCACACAAAUGUCUUUUGGAACGCCUGAGUAUAGGGUUUCUUCCCCAAUGCUGGAAACCGACAAGUUAGUGAAGAACGACUCGUGCUAUGUCCAAGACGAUGUCCAUUUAUCUGAAUUGCAUUACUCCCCCUUUCACUCCAGAGGGCAGUUUGUCGCGUGUGUAUUGCGCUCUUCCAUUUUGUUUGUCUCCGAGCGCAAAAUAGGCGAAUUAGAAGACUCGGUUCCCUUUCAAGAGUUUGUUGACGAGUUUUUGCGCUGGCGCACGUUGUGUUGGAAGUCCUUUGAGUGGAAGGAUCUGACGUUUUUCAUGGCGGAGGACGCGCUGAUCAGGAAGAUGCCCUUAGAGUUCAAUAAGAUGCUUUCCAUCUAUUCGAAGAACACGAACCUCUUUGAUAUCGAGAAGGUUGUUUUCAUCUCCGAAUAUCUUAAGAAGAGUCUCUCUGCGUUAUCCAAAUUCCAUCGGAUGUUUUUCAUCGAAGAGAGAGUCGACAUUCAGUCGGUUGUUAAUAUCAUACACAUCAUCAUUCGAACAGACAACGCAGAGGCGUUGAUCAAUGUUGUUAAUAUGUUAAUCGAGAUUCUUCCCUACCUCAAUGGGGCACAGCGCAAAGUAGUAACAUACGAUUUCAUAUUAGAACAGCACUUCAGAUAUUUCUUCAUGCAUUGGUGUAGUUAUGUUCGGGACGCCUUCCACGUCUUAUUGUUAUAUCGAAUGACUUUAGGCCGGUGUACUAAACUCGAUAAUUUACAUGAAGAAGAGAAGAAAUUGUACGAGUCGCGGAACAGACCCGAUUUUGUCGCGCUUGACUUCGACAAAAUAGUCGUGCGAAGGAUGUUAGAGAGGAUCGAGUUAAUGCGUGACAUCUGCAAAGCGUUAUAUGUGCAUGACAAGAAUUAUAUCAUGAUGAGUGGGUCCUUAGCGCGCUUUGAUUUGCGGAAAAAGGAGUAUGACACCUGGGCAAAGCGGUACUCGAAGAGUAACAUCCCCAUCAUUUCUCUUGCGAAGCCAAACGCAUUGUAA
Messenger RNA from Entamoeba invadens IP1, 1566 nucleotides. RefSeq lists its product as hypothetical. The record is from RefSeq and is a predicted model, not a curated record. NCBI's taxonomy places the organism in Eukaryota, Evosea, Mastigamoebida, Endamoebidae. The transcript is spliced from 3 exons. The coding region runs from base 1 to 1566 and encodes 521 amino acids.